AUGACCGCCAAGUCAAUCCUGGUUUUGUGUGCUUCAGUCUGCUUGUUCAAGAUGAAUUCAGCUCAGUGCAUUGGAUCCAUAAACGGCCUAGCAGGCUCAUUAAUAGCUGAUGAAAUGGCUCUUGGAGGUAAUGCCCUCCCAUAUAGAGGCCUUGGAACCUUCGGAGCAGCUGGUUACGGGGCACCUGGCGAAGGUGUAGCUCCAGCUAUGGGAUCUGCAGCAUAUCCUGCCGGUCCUGGUGUCCAAGGAGCUUUUGGUUAUCCAGGUGUAGCUGGUCAAAGAUCUCUUAAUGGACUCAGUCCUGCAUCAAGUCUUGGAUACAGAGGCGUUUAUUAA
Messenger RNA from Arctia plantaginis, 336 nucleotides. The record is from the annotation of a GenBank genome assembly. Lineage: Eukaryota; Metazoa; Arthropoda; Insecta; Lepidoptera; Erebidae.